GGGUCUAGCGCCGGUGCCUGGCAGCUUCCACACGAGGAUUCCAGAGGAGAGGUUCCCUGAUGACCGUGCUUCUGGAACAACCUCAGUCUGUCUCCCCAGAUCGCGGUCAUGACGCUGACGCUCUUUCCCAUCCGGCUGCUGCUUGCCGCCUUCAUGAUGCUGCUCGCCUGGCCCUUCGCGCUCGUCGCUUCCCUGGGACCCGCUGAGAGGGCCCCGGAGCAGCCCCUGGCCUUGUGGCGGAAGGUCGUGGACUUCCUGCUCAAGGCCAUCAUGCGGACCAUGUGGUUCGUUGGUGGCUUCCACUGGGUGACCGUGAAGGGGCGGCAGGCCCUGCCCACCGAGGCAGCCAUCCUCACCCUGGCACCACACUCCUCCUACUUCGAUGCCAUCCCCGUCACCAUGACCAUGUCCUCCAUCGUGAUGAAGGCCGAGAGCAGAGACAUCCCGAUAUGGGGAACUCUGAUCAAGUACAUACGGCCUGUCUUCGUGUCCCGGUCAGACCAGGAUUCUCGCAGGAGGACCGUGGAGGAAAUCAAGAGACGGGCGCAGUCAAAUGGCAAGUGGCCACAGAUAAUGAUUUUUCCAGAGGGAACUUGUACCAACAGGACCUGCCUAAUUACCUUCAAACCUGGUGCCUUCAUCCCAGGAGUUCCUGUCCAGCCGGUGGUCCUGCGGUACCCAAAUAAGCUGGACACCAUCACGUGGACGUGGCAAGGCCCCGGAGCGUUAGAAAUCCUGUGGCUCACCCUGUGUCAGUUUCACAAUCAAAUUGAAAUUGAGUUCCUUCCGGUGUACAACCCUUCAGAGGAGGAAAAGAAGGACCCCGCCCUGUAUGCCAGCAAUGUGCGACGCGUCAUGGCCGAGGCCCUGGGCGUCUCGGUGACCGACUAUACCUUUGAGGACUGCCAGCUGGCCCUGGCGGAAGGACAGCUUCGGCUCCCUGCAGACACCUGCCUUCUGGAAUUCGCCAGGCUGGUGCGGGGCCUGGGCCUAAAACCAGAAAAACUUGAAAAAGAUCUGAAUAGAUAUGCGGAAAGUGCUGGGAUGAAGAGGGGGGCAAAGAUCAACGUCUCAGAGUUUGCGGCUUACCUGGAAGUGCCUGUCUCCGACCCGCUGGCCGACAUGUUCUCCCUGUUUGACGAGAGCGGGAGCGGCGAGAUGGACCCUCGGGAGUACGUGGUCGCCUUGUCUGUCGUCUGCCGGCCUGCUCAGACCCUGGACACCAUACAGCUGGCCUUCAAGCCGACUUCGGCAGGUUUGCAGAAACGUACCCCGACUUUGCAGAGGAGUAUCUGUACCCCGACCAGCCGCCUUUCGAGGGCUGUGCACAGACGCCUCCCGCUCUCACCCCCAACGGCUUCUGUGCUGACUUCAGCCCCGAGAACUCGGAUGCUGGGAGGAAGCCUGUGCGGAAGAAACUGGACUAGGACUGAGGGUGCUGGAGAGACGAGACUGCUCCCCGGCAGUCGCCACCCGCCUCCGCAUGGCCGCGAGCCCUCUGCUGUGACCAUCUCCGGGCUCCACUCUCCACGUCGGCUGCUCGGUCACUGUCCCCAGGCCCAAGUGCCAGAGGCUGGGGUGUUUCCACUUUGCUCCUCUGUGGGGCACCGGCCUGAGGGGCAUCUGGAAGGAAACCUUAUGCUCACGCCACCCGGACUCCUCACAGCAAGACCGCGUGGGGCAUGUCCUGCCUACCUUGGUGGGGCUCAGGGGUCUCCCUGCGGGCAGGUCCUCGGGAGUGGGUGGACGCCAGGUGUGGCUUGUUUUCAAGUGUCCUGGGUUCAGGUUGUCAUCUCACUCUUUCCACGCGGCCCCUGUUGGUCAGUUCGAGGCACAUGCACAGGCGGGCAGCCUCCAUGCACACUCGAAAAGCGGGGCAUGUGGCAUGUGUUCGAUUCCAGACAAACCCUGUGCUGACUUGUGGAGUCACAGUGUGGCCGGCCCGCCAGGAGUUUUUAAACAUUUUUAUAUUUGUGGGAGUUCAUGAGUAUUUUAUAAACCUCAUUUAGAUACUACAGGAAACAUUCAGCAUUUUUUUUAAAAGAAGAAAGUUGUUUUUCUACUUCAUUUUCCUUUGAGGGUCAGAGGAUAUUUAUUUAUAGGCCCUUUUUUGAUAGACUCUGAGGCUGUCUGUGGCUUUGACUUCACUCUCUCUGGCCUCUCCACCAGGUCAGUUUCCCUCCUGUUUGGGCCACCAGGAGUUCCAGCCCAGAACUGCUAUCUCCCAUCCUUAAUCCUUUUGAAUCCCCCUCUUUUUUUAUAAACAUUACCAGCUUGGUAUUUCUGUUUUAAUAUGACGUCAUCUACUUCACUGUAGUGUCAGCUCCGAGGCAUUGAACAUGGGUGGCAUGAGUGAGGCAGGAGGGAAGGACUGGUCCCGGCUCCUUUGUUGUGUUUGGCUGUGCACCUCCAGCAGCCCUGGGGCAGCGCGUCCUGCUCGGAGGGUGGCCAUCCCUCCCCUGCUCCGGCUCUGGUGAGUGGACAAAGCAGCUGCCCCUGCAGACAGAUGAGCUGCACGGACAGACAGACGGAAACUGGAGAGCAGCAGAGCCGGUGAUUGCCUCAGGCUGAUGCCCCGCCUGUCAGGGCCACGAGGCCGCAUAGGUCUGUCAGGGACCAACUCCAGUCCCUCCCUGGGUCAGAGGAGGAGCAGUCUCCUGGCACCAGAAGGGGGACACUGUGCUGGUGGUGCCUUUGUUCUUCCUGAAAUCCCCUUGGUUCACUUGUUUAGGACAGAAUUUGAACCUGUCCUUAAAGCACAAUCAUAACCACAGACUCCAGUUGGUGUCCUGAAGCAAAGCCUCUGGGUUCCUUUGGGGGGGAAUUUUUUUUUUUUCUAAAAUGAAUUGAAUUUUGUAUUUGGGGCAUCUCUACUGAAAGUGACCACCAGGGCCAGAAGCACAGGGAAGAUGUUUACUGAUUUCCCGAGGCAUCCAUGACGUGCAUUUCUACCAGUAGACGCCAGGAAAACCCUUAACUCCGGUUCAGCUUCCCCUCCCCCGGUUCCAGCUGCUCACUGCCAGCCAGGACGCACACAGGGGCGGGUGCUGAGGGCCAUCCGGGGCACUCGGCUUGCUGGACACCACAGAAACUCAGAUGCAGCCUCGGUGGCUAACGGUGGUUAAUUUUAUAAUCAUAAAAUGUAUAAAGAUUCAUUUUUCAAAGAAAAACCCACCAAUGACCAAUGAAGGAGGUGAAUAAACUAAGAUGUUCUGAGGGAAGGGGCCUGAAUUUGGCCUCCAUCCUCCAGGUCUGUGCAUGAAGGGUUUUUUGAAUGAAAUGCCACAGUGCGUUUUCAGGAAAAAAAAUCUCUGAUAAGCAGACUUUGAAUGGAUGUUUGCUCCUCCUGAUCCCUUUUCUUUCUUGUAGUGACUCAAUGGCAUUCGGAACUGUGAAUGUACAUAGUGUCGGAAUAAACCCCAUUAGUAUGAGAUGAGGACACGGGCAAGUGCAGCCCUGGCCCCUCCACCUGUGGGGACAUGGGGGUCCUGCUGGAUGUGGGGGGGGGGGUCUUGCUAGAACGUGGGGCCCUGCUGGAAAGGGUGCCAUGUGAAGAACUUUGGGUUUGUAACGGAAUGAAUAAAAUGUAGUCCUAUGUACUUGAA
This is a messenger RNA of Myotis brandtii (Brandt's bat), 3605 nucleotides long. It is a transcript of the gene LPCAT1, whose product is annotated as lysophosphatidylcholine acyltransferase 1. Gene Ontology annotation, molecular function: calcium ion binding. The coding region runs from base 109 to 1917 and encodes 602 amino acids. The record is from RefSeq and is a predicted model, not a curated record. The transcript is spliced from 12 exons. NCBI's taxonomy places the organism in Eukaryota, Metazoa, Chordata, Mammalia, Chiroptera, Vespertilionidae.